AUCCGCAAAUACGACCCCGGAUACGCCAUUUGUGCCUUGAAGUUUCAGUCGAUAGGACGAUGUGUGGCCGGUAGUUUCAUUCGCUUCAUCAAGAACAGUAUCGGCUAUGAAUGGAAAACAUCCACGAUAAGAGUGAGCUAUUAUGAGGCAACACCAGAGGGGCUUUUCUUUUCGAAAUUCAUCAACAUUUUUAUUUGUAAAGCGUAUUUCUACGCUCGUAAAGUUUUUUGAGCGAUCGCGAUUCGGGCACACAGUCAGCCCAGGUCAAAACAGUGAAGAAGCGGGAUUGUAGUUAUCGCAAGCACUAUUCGUCCUUUCUCUUCAUGAUAAUUUACUUUUUCUAAAGACGAUGAACUUGAAGAUCGCAUUAGGUGUAAUUAUUCAGUUCUUUCUUAGUAUAUCUUAUGCCAAAGAAACACAAACUUUUUCGGAUAAAUGGGCAGUCCACAUAGAAGGAGGAGAAAGGGUGGCCAGGUCGUUGGCAGAAAAACAUGGAUUUACUUAUCUGGGAAAGAUAAUGGACGAUAUCUACCAUUUUCAACAUCGACAAGUAGCCAAACGGUCCACCUCUGCAAGCUCCCAUCACCACACACAUUUAGUGAAAGAACCACAGGUAAAGUGGCUGGAGCAGCAAGUUGUGAAGAAAAGAGUUAAAAGAAAUGUCCAGUUUAAUGAUCCAUAUUGGAACCGCAUGUGGUAUUUGAAUCGUAAUGACUUGGAGCUAACAAUGAAUGUCAUACCAGCUUGGGAAAAUGGCUUCUCAGGCAAAGGGGUGGUUGUCACUAUUUUAGAUGAUGGAAUAGAAAAGGAUCAUCCAGACUUGGAGAAAAACUAUGACUCUGAAGCAAGUUAUGAUGUUAAUGGCAAUGAUGACGAUCCCCAGCCUAGAUAUGAUUUCUCCAAUGAAAAUAGACAUGGGACGCGCUGUGCUGGAGAAGUAGCUGCCUCGUCUAAUAACAAUGUGUGCAGUGUUGGCAUUGCUUAUGAUGCAAAUAUAGGAGGUGUUCGUAUGUUAGAUGGAGAUGUGACAGAUGCCGUAGAAGCAACAUCUCUCAGUCUCCGUCGAGACCACAUAGAUAUUUACAGUGCUAGCUGGGGGCCUGAUGAUGAUGGAAGGACAGUGGAUGGGCCAGCAACACUAGCCAAAAAAGCUUUUAAAGAUGGGGUCUCCAAAGGUCGCCAAGGUCUGGGUUCUAUCUUUGUGUGGGCAUCAGGGAAUGGUGGCCGUGAUGAUGAUAGCUGUAACUGUGAUGGGUAUACCAACAGUAUCUACACACUGUCCAUUAGUAGUACAACUGAAUCAGGGAACAUUCCAUGGUAUUCAGAGGCCUGCUCCUCCACUCUAGCCACCACUUACAGCAGUGGCUCAGGAAAUGAGAGACAAAUAGUGACCACAGACCUGAGAAAAGCUUGCACUGAGUCUCAUACUGGAACCUCAGCCAGUGCCCCACUAGCAGCUGGGAUAUGUGCUUUAGCCUUACAAGCAAACCCCAAUCUGUCUUGGAGAGAUUUACAGCAUAUUGUUGUGAUGACGGCCAAACCCCACAAAUUACGAGCAGGGGACUGGACCACCAAUGGGGUGGGAAGAAAAGUUAGUCAUUCCUUUGGUUAUGGUUUAAUGGAUGCAAGUGCAAUGGCCUCCAUGGCUAAGAACUGGACCUCAGUGCCAAAACAGCUCAUCUGUGAAAUCCCUGUCCCCAAGAGUAACAGGGCAAUUACUGCAAGAAACACGAUAACCGUGUCAAUUCGAACAGAUGCAUGUUUUGGCACUGCUCACCACGUGCGUUACCUUGAACAUGUUCAGGCCAAGAUCACACUGUCCUCAGAGCACAGAGGUGCCAUUCAGAUUUUCCUCACAUCUCCAUCAGGCACCAGAUCUACACUUUUAGCCAAAAGAGCCCGGGAUACCUCAAAGGAUGGGUUUGGAGACUGGGCCUUUAUGACCACACAUAACUGGGGGGAGAAUGCAGAGGGAAAGUGGACACUGGAAGUAGAAAAUAGUGAUGCUAUGCUCCGCCGAGCACGCCUACAUGACUGGACUCUAGUUUUGUAUGGAACAGAAACAGACCCACUCGCACCACCUACACCUUCCCCCAAAACCACCACCCCCCUUAAAACCACCUCGCCUGUUCCUACGAAAACAAAGAUACGAUGGCCAACAAAGACAACAACUGAGCCCACUACUGCUACUACCACCACUCAUUUCUAUCAGUACCCCCUGAGGGUCACAACGGCGGAGUUGAAGGGUUUCACAUUGGUGCUUCAUGGAACCUCACAGCAUCCUCUGAGCAACUACAAUGAUUCCCAGAAGUCAUCAGGUUGUACAGAUGGCAUGUAUGCCUUGGGCUCAGACUGCCUGGAGACUUGCCCUGGGGGUUACUACCCAAGCACCUCUACCAGAAACAACACUAACGGUACUCUCCAACUAGUGUGUAAAGUGUGCAAUGUGUCAUGCCAGACGUGUUCGGGACCCACUCCUCAACAGUGUCUUACUUGCCAUAAGAACUAUAUCCAAAGUAAGGGAGCUUGUGUGCCUCUGAGGGAGAGACCCAUGUCUUACAUAGAACCAAAAGUCAUAUGGAUGGUUGCAAUUGCUAUACUGUUCUGUGUGUCGUCUAUUGUUCUGUUUUUGUUGAUAUUUUUCCUUUUCCAAGCAUACAGUAAUGGGUAUUUGUUUUGGAGGAAUAGGAAAGCCAAUGGGGUAGAUGCUGCUAAGGGGGAGUAUCGAGGUUUGAAAACUGGGAAUUCUGACAAGAGUCUUCUUGAUAGUGAGACAGAAGAUGAUCUUGAUGACACCAGUGGAAGAGUUUGAGAUGUGUAUUGCAUUUAGAUUUUUUUUUUAAACAAAAAUCACUUUAUUGUUAUGUAUGGACAUUUAAAAAUUAAUAUGAUUGUUUUUCCUGUCACUGUUUUAUUCUCAGGAUAUAAUAGUUAAAGUGGUGUUUUUUGGAACUUGUUAAUCGACCAAAAGAAUCAUUUGUGUUCAUAUCCAUAAGGUUACAAAAAUAUGCAAGUUUCUAUCCUCAAUCAAUAAGGUUGAGAAAACAACAGCAUUUUUACCACAGUACAUAUGGUUGCAGCAUUUUUUACAAUUUAAAACACUUGUUAAAUGACAAUUUAUCAAUUAGAUUAGGGAAUUGGGUGAUUUUGCAGGUGUCAUUAAAUGCUUUAGCAAUAAAUAAAUCAUUAUAAACUGGAAUCUGGCAUCAAGAGACAGCCAUGAACAUGAUGUAGAACUGUUUUUUUUUUUUUUUUUUUUUCUUUUUUUUUUUGAAAAGAAGAUAUAUCAAAUUAUUUUUGUAUACUUUUUUCUCUGUUGAGCAGUGCUGGACUUGUUGAUAUUAUUACCCAAAUUUGCUUGAAAAUAUGUCAAAUUAUAUGGUUAUAUUAAUAAAAAAAACUGAUGCUUUUUUGCAUGCUUUAGCUAGUAACAGCUUUUAUUUACCUAUAUGAAUCAAAAUUUUCUUUAGAUUUUUUUAAUAGUAAGUUAAGAUGACAUCAUCAUAUUUAUUAAUAUUUAUAUAGUAGUGACCUGGUAUUAGACAUGACCAAUUUGUAUAUUUUGACUGGGCAGGAUGUGUUGACUUAGUAGUGUACAGUGGACUUCUUGACUUCAUUGAGUGUUAUUACAAGAUUUAGUAGUUUGAAAACCCAAGUUUUGUACAACUGAGUUGAGGUGCUAAAGAAACUAGAGCAAAAUAAUCUCAUCCUAUUUCUGUCAAUCUGAAAUACUAUAAUCUGGUCUUUUUUGGUUUAUUAUGUUCUAGUCGGUUCUAAAGUUGAAUUUUUAUAAUAAUUUUUAGGGAGAAUGAACCAAAGCUUUAUUAGCCAUCUUACCAGCCUUUGCUCUUGCACGUUUGCUAUAUGCUAUGAUAUAUGCAGAUUGUAAGCAAAUAACUUACAUAUUAUGAUAUUAAAAUUCAGGGCUUUUAUUGUGAAACAAUUUGACAAACUGAAAUAAAAAGUUAAAUUGAA
Lingula anatina is the source of this 3975-nucleotide messenger RNA. Its product is annotated as furin. The record is from RefSeq and is a predicted model, not a curated record. Gene Ontology annotation, molecular function: serine-type endopeptidase activity. NCBI's taxonomy places the organism in Eukaryota, Metazoa, Brachiopoda, Lingulata, Lingulida, Lingulidae. Gene Ontology annotation, cellular component: trans-Golgi network; Golgi membrane. Gene Ontology annotation, biological process: peptide hormone processing.